Didymodactylos carnosus is the source of this 481-nucleotide messenger RNA. NCBI's taxonomy places the organism in Eukaryota, Metazoa, Rotifera, Eurotatoria, Philodinida, Philodinidae. The record is from the annotation of a GenBank genome assembly.
AAAUACAAAUUUUACAGAGGAAGAAAUCCGUCGAUGGCAUAGUGAUUUCCUAAAACAAUGUCCAAAUGGGAAAAUGGAUAAAAAGCAGUUGACUGAAGCUUACAAAUUCUAUCCAAAUGGUAAAGUUGAUAAUUUUGUUAAAAAUGCAUUUGCAACAUUUGAUAAAAAUCAUGAAGGUAAUUUAGAUGAACGUCUAGCAGUAGCAUUUGAUAUGCAUGAUAUCUCGGAUGACGGUCAAAUUGAUCAGAAAGAAUUAACAAAUAUGAUUUCGGCAAUUUAUGAUUUAAAUGGUGAAACCGAUCGCCAGGGUGAUCGCGAGCCAAAGAAACGUGCUGCAAAGAUUAUAUCUGCAUUAGAUGUUGGUAAUGAUAAAAAAAUAUCAAAACAAGAAUUUAUUACCGGUUGUAAAGCUGAUCCAAUUAUAUGUCAUAUCUUAGCACCAUUUAAAUCAACGUCGAACACUUUAGUUAUGGAUUAUUAG